AUGGGCUACUGGAUUGCUGCUUUUUUGGUCUGUCUUAAAGUGUGUAAUUCUAAGCAAGUGGAGCUCAAUGCCUUCCAUCAUGGCCUAAGAAUGGCAUGGGAUUUGGGGUUUCGCAGACUUCUUGUUGAGCUUGAUUCUCGGACUAUUCUUGAUUUGGUUUCAAAGAUGGAGGAUAUGCCUAAGCUGCGUUUUAUCAAUUUGGUCUCUCAAUAUAGGGAGUUGAUAAAUCGAUCCUGGCAAGUGCAGUUGGUUCAUUGUUAUCGUGAAGCCAAUAAGAUGACUGACGGUCUAGCUAAUUUUGCUGUUACUGCUCCUAUGGGGUUGCAUUUGCUGCUAUCUUUGCAUUUGCUGCUAUCUCCUCCUGGGAAAGUGGUCAAUCUUAUCAGUUAG
This is a messenger RNA of Hevea brasiliensis (rubber tree), 390 nucleotides long. RefSeq names its product putative ribonuclease H protein At1g65750. Gene Ontology annotation, molecular function: nucleic acid binding; RNA-DNA hybrid ribonuclease activity. NCBI's taxonomy places the organism in Eukaryota, Viridiplantae, Streptophyta, Magnoliopsida, Malpighiales, Euphorbiaceae. The transcript has a single exon. The record is from RefSeq and is a predicted model, not a curated record. The coding region runs from base 1 to 390 and encodes 129 amino acids.